Molecule: messenger RNA, 1822 nt
Organism: Setaria italica (foxtail millet)
Lineage: Eukaryota; Viridiplantae; Streptophyta; Magnoliopsida; Poales; Poaceae
Product: serine carboxypeptidase-like 51
Exons: 10
Coding region: 147-1568 (473 amino acids)
Biological process (GO): proteolysis
Molecular function (GO): serine-type carboxypeptidase activity
Source: RefSeq, a predicted model, not a curated record
CCAUAGCAGCCCGGGAAUCCUUGUAGCACAAUACUCCUCCUACGCCUCUACUACGUACUGUAUAUAGCUAGGCAGGCUUCCCCGUAAAGCCGCUUCGACUCCAAUUCAAUUCAACCGCCUUCUUCCGUGUUGAUAGGACCGAGCAGAUGAGCCCUGUAGCGUCCUUGUCGCAGGUAGCAAUGGCGCCGAGGCCGUUCGUCGCGCUGCUCCUGCUCUUGUGCGCCGCGGCUGCCUUCGUCCUCGCCGCCGACGCCGCCGGCACGGCCGACGGCUCCGAGGAGUGGGGCUACGUCCAAGUCCGACCCAAGGCGCACAUGUUCUGGUGGCUGUACCACAGCCCGCAGCGCGUGGACAACGGCAGGACGCCAUGGCCGACCGUGCUCUGGCUGCAGGGAGGUCCGGGCGCGUCGGGCGUCGGGUACGGCAACUUCAUGGAGAUCGGGCCGCUGGACUCGGAGCUCAAGCCCCGGGCAACCACCUGGCUCGCCAAGGCCGACCUCCUCUUCGUGGACAACCCCGUGGGCACGGGCUUCAGCUACGUGGAGGGCGGCGACAAGAGCCUGAUGGCGCGCACGGACGCCGAGGCGGCGCGCGACCUCGUCGCGCUGCUCUGCGCGCUCUACCGCGACAACCCGCGCCUCCGGGCCAGCCCGCUCUAUAUCGUCGCCGAGUCCUACGGCGGCAAGUUCGCCGUCACCACGGCGCUGGCGGCGCUCAGGGCCGUCGAGCAGGGCCGCCUCCGCGCCAACCUCGCCGGGGUCGCCCUCGGAGAUAGCUGGAUCUCGCCACUCGACUUCGUGAUGUCGUGGGGGCCAUUGCUGUACCAGGUGUCCAGGGUCGACGAGAAGGGCCUGCAGCAGUGCAACAGUGUGGCGGCGAAGAUCAAGGAUCAGGUGGAGAAGCAGCAGUUCGCGGACGCCGAGGAGUCGUGGUCGGAGCUGGAGAGCGUCGUCCUCGAGAACUCCAACUCCGUCGACUUCUACAACUUCCUCAAGGACGAUGCGCCGUCGGACGCCACGACCACGACGGCGCAGCGGAAGAGAUCGACCCUGUCCUCGUUCAGGAGCAAGAAAGGCUACUCGGGGUACCUCGAGUCCAUGGCGGCGGCAUCGCAGGAGGGCGGCUUCGAAGGUCUCAUGAACACGGUCAUCAAGAAGAAGCUCGGCAUCGUCCCCAAGGACGUCUCGUGGGGAGAAGAGUCAGGGGAUGUCUUUGACGCCCUCGCGGGUGACUUCAUGAAGCCCAGGAUCCAAGAGGUGGAUCAGCUGCUCAAGCUCGGCGUCAAUGUUACCAUCUACAGCGGCCAGCUCGACCUCAUCUGCGCGACCAAAGGCACCAUGGACUGGGUUCAGAAGCUCAAGUGGGACGGCCUCAAGAGCUUCAUGGACUCACCCAGGAAGCCCAUCUACUGCAACAAGGAAGGCCAAUCCGGCACCCAAGCCUUCGUCAGGUCCUACAAGAACCUCAACUUCUACUGGAUACUCGGAGCUGGACACAUGGUACCCAUUGACAACCCUUGCCCUGCGCUGAAGAUGCUGGCUGACAUUACACGAUCUCCUGCCAAGUAACAAGUAGGAGCACAGGACGUCGAGGACGAUGAAAUCAGGCUACAGACUACAGUCAACUACAGGCUGACAUCAAGAUUCUUUUUUUUUCCUAUAGUUUUGUAAUACUACAUUCAGUCUUCUUUCAUAGAUACAGAAAAGGAAUUGAUUGUUGGCAAUUUACUACGAGACAUGCAAGAAAUACAAAGGAAAAGGAUAUGAUAGACACAACAAUAUGAAAUUAUAGCACCGCUGCCUGGCAGCUGAAUUUUCGGUGA